Molecule: messenger RNA, 645 nt
Organism: Naumovozyma dairenensis CBS 421
Lineage: Eukaryota; Fungi; Ascomycota; Saccharomycetes; Saccharomycetales; Saccharomycetaceae
Gene: GPI11
Product: mannose-ethanolamine phosphotransferase GPI11
Exons: 1
Coding region: 1-645 (214 amino acids)
Biological process (GO): GPI anchor biosynthetic process
Cellular component (GO): endoplasmic reticulum membrane
Source: RefSeq, a predicted model, not a curated record
AUGUCAGGAAAGGCCAAAAAACAAGUUAAGAAGAGAGUUACAUUUUCCGAUGAUAAUACGAUAGUUCGUCAGAGCCACAGAAAGAAAAACAUAGGACAUGAACAUCCUCCAGUCUACGUGAGAAAAAGUCUCUUAACAAUUCCGUUCCAUUUAAUUGUACUACUCUAUCUAUAUAUUUAUCAUAGUGAUUACUCCACAGAAUUAUUAUUACUAGGUCUCAUUCCAUCCCAAGUAUUUUAUCUAGUCCUCCAAUUCAACAAAUGUACCGUAUACGGUAAUAAAAUCAUUAAAAUCAACUAUCCGUUAGUGUUUAUAUCGUUAGGUGGAGCAUUACUACUAAGUGUUCCAACAUUAAUUAUAAUUAUUUUAUUCGGUGCACCAUUUUUGGAACAUAUUAAAGAAUCAUGGUUAUUAGCAUCACAUUGUUGCUUCUUAGCGUAUCCAGCAAUGUAUUCUGUAUUUAAUUGUGAUUUCAAAGUUGGAAUGUGGAAGAGGUAUUACGUCAUGAUUGUUCUUGGUGGAUGGCUCAGUUGUGUCGUCAUUCCCUUGGAUUGGGAUAGACCAUGGCAAGCUUGGCCCAUCCCUGUGGUCAUUGGAUCCUAUUUGGGUGCCUUUGUCGGUUAUACACUCGGUUCAUACAUAUAA